Messenger RNA from Leptosomus discolor (cuckoo roller), 927 nucleotides. The record is from RefSeq and is a predicted model, not a curated record. Lineage: Eukaryota; Metazoa; Chordata; Aves; Leptosomiformes; Leptosomidae.
UUGAUGAGUAAAGAGUCUCCAGUCUCUGUUGGAAAUGACGCUUACAUUGACCUUGAUCGGCAGCUGAAGAAAACUACGGAAGAAUUAAAUGAAGCACUAGCAACAAAAGAAGAAAUUGCCCAGAGAUGUCAUGAGUUAGAUAUGCAGGUUGCAGCCCUCCAGGAGGAGAAGAGCAGCUUGCUUGCCGAGAACCAGAUUUUGAUGGAACGUUUAAAUCAAUCUGAUUCUAUUGAAGAUCCCAACAGCCCUGCAGGUCGCAGGCAUUUACAGCUGCAGACACAAUUGGAACAACUCCAAGAGGAAACAUUCAGGUUAGAAGCUGCCAAAGAUGACUAUCGCAUACGCUGUGAAGAACUAGAAAAGGAAAUUGCUGAAUUGCGACAACAAACAGAAGAGCUUACUACACUGGCAGAGGAGGCUCAGUCUUUGAAGGAUGAGAUAGAUGUACUCCGGCAUUCUUCUGAUAAAGUAGCCAAGUUAGAAAGCCAGGUGGAGUCAUACAAAAAGAAAUUGGAAGACCUGGGUGAUUUGCGACGGCAAGUAAAACUCUUGGAAGAGAAGAAUACUGUGUACAUGCAAAAUACUGUGAGCCUGGAAGAAGAACUGAGGAAGGCCAAUGCAGCACGCAGUCAGCUGGAAACAUACAAGAGACAGGCAGUUGAACUACAAAACAGGUUAUCUGAAGAAUCCAAGAAAGCUGAUAAAUUAGAUUAUGAAUGCAAACGACUGAAAGAAAAAGUAGACAGCCUCCAAAAAGAAAAAGAUAGAUUAAGGACAGAAAGGGAUUCUUUGAAAGAAACUAUCGAAGAGCUUAGAUGUGUACAAGCUCAGGAGGGUCAACUCACCACUACAGGAUUGAUGCCUCUGGGAAGACAAGAGCCUUCAGACAGUUUAGCAGCAGAAAUCGUUACUCCUGAAAUAAAGUAA